Messenger RNA from Lutzomyia longipalpis, 3268 nucleotides. RefSeq names its product phosphatidylinositol 4-phosphate 5-kinase type-1 alpha (gene PIP5K59B). The record is from RefSeq and is a predicted model, not a curated record. Gene Ontology annotation, biological process: phosphatidylinositol metabolic process. Bases 243 to 2513 code for a protein of 756 amino acids. The transcript has 12 exons. NCBI's taxonomy places the organism in Eukaryota, Metazoa, Arthropoda, Insecta, Diptera, Psychodidae. Gene Ontology annotation, molecular function: phosphatidylinositol kinase activity.
UUUUGCCGUGACCUCCAGAUGGCGCGACAGGUGCCAAAUGUCAGAGAGUGGAGAAAAAAUUAUUCCAAAGAGGAAAAAAUGAUAAAUCAAUUCCUUUUAUUAAAUUAAGGGUGCGAAAAAGCGCGUUUUCCGUGAAAGCAUUGCAUCGUGAAGGUGUUUGAGUGCGUGAGCGUGUGCGUGAAAAGGUAAUCACCAAUGAUUCAGUGAGUGAAACUGUGGCCUGGAGUGAAAAUAUAAAUAAGAUGGCUUCGGGAGACAAUGUGAAUUCGAUUGAGGAAAUUGAGAUUCCCUCCCUUGGAUCCGCUAGGCGAGAUUCCGGAGACAAUGAAGGUUUGGCGGCUGGAAAGGAUACCUCCGAUGUGGGUAGCGACAUUCUUGUGCGCUCCGCUCGGUCCAGGUACAACAAGACUGAGAAGGAGCGCAAAAUUGGGCAUCGGCGUGUGGGUGAAGGUGGUGAAAUCACAUACAAGAAGAUCCAAACAUCACAGAUCAUGGGAUCGAUCCAAUUGGGAAUUCAGCACACGGUUGGGAGUUUGGCGUCAAAGCCAAAAAGAGAUCUCCUAAUGAUGGACUUUUGGGAGAUUGAGACGAUAUCCUUUCCGCCAGAAGGCUCAAGUAUUACGCCAGCACAUCACUAUAGCGAGUUUAGAUUUAAGAUUUAUGCUCCGAUUGCAUUCCGUUACUUUAGAGAUUUGUUUGGUAUCCAACCAGAUGAUUUUAUGAUGUCGAUGUGUUCGGCACCACUGCGUGAGCUAUCAAAUCCAGGAGCUUCUGGAUCAAUAUUUUACUUAACUGACGACGAUGAGUUCAUCAUAAAGACGGUACAACACAAAGAGGGUGAAUUUUUGCAGAAACUCCUUCCGGGCUACUAUAUGAACCUCAAUCAAAAUCCCCGGACACUCCUGCCGAAAUUCUUUGGGCUCUACUGCUUUCAGUGCAAUAGUAAGAAUGUGCGAUUAAUUGUGAUGAAUAACCUGUUGCCGUCGUAUGUGAGGAUGCAUUUAAAGUACGAUUUGAAGGGGUCAACGUACAAGAGGCGCGCCUCAAAGGCGGAAAUGAAGAAGAAAUCACCAACAUAUAAGGAUUUGGAUUUUAUGGAGCACCAUCCAAAUGGAAUUUUUCUCGAGGCAGACACUUACAAUGCGCUGAUUAAGACAAUCCAGAGGGAUUGUCGGGUGUUGGAAUCGUUCAAAAUUAUGGACUAUUCCCUCCUUGUUGGUGUUCAUAAUUUAGAUUUAAGCCUGAAGGAUAAGCAAGAGGAGAAGAAUGCUCAAAUGCGGGAGAAUGAGGAUCUCGCGGGUGAAUCAUCACUCGAUGGUGCUGGUGAUGAGAGGGAUAGACGAGAGAGACGUUCCGGUGGUGCCACAGCACUCAAUCGUAGUCGUUCUGUCAAUAGGCAGCGACUUGUGGCACAUUCAACAGCCAUGGAGAGCAUCCAAGCGGCCAGUGAACCAAUUGAUGAUGAAGAUGAUGUUCCACCCGGUGGAAUACCGGCAAGAAGUGAAAAGGGUGAGAGACUCUUGCUGUUUAUUGGUAUCAUAGACAUACUGCAGUCGUACAGACUCAAAAAGAAGCUGGAACAUACGUUCAAAAGUAUUAUUCACGAUGGGGACACAGUAUCUGUAUGCCGACCAUCGUUCUAUGCUCAAAGAUUUCAAGAUUUCAUGGCAAAAACAGUCUUCAAGAAAAUUCCGUCACUGGACCUUCCUGAGAUUAAAGGAAAUCAUAGAAAAUUUCGUACUUUGGUCACCAGUUAUAUAGCUCUCAAACAUUCACCAUCAAAGCGAAAAAGUAUUUCAAAGAUGAUGACAAAGGCAUCAACAAAUGAUAUUGAAUUUCAAGGUACGGAACAUCGUACAAAAACAUUCCCAGGGGACACCAAUCAUCCCCCAUUUUCCAAUUCCACUAGCAAUUCAACAACCAAUCCGGUUAAUUCAAUAAUGAAGAAUACUCCGCAUAAGAAUAAAACAGCAACAUCCGUUGCGAGUAAUAAUCAAAAUGUUGUGGCGAAUGUGCUGCAACAAGCGCCAGUGAAGCAAAGCAAGUCGAAGAUUCAAAAAUCCAAAGUCCCACCGCCCGUUCCGCCACGAAAAUCGCCAAAUAAUCGUAAACUCGUGGAUUCCAAUCGCAGUUGUGCUGCCAGUGAUGAUUUCUUGGAUCACUCAUCAACAGGAACGGCUCCGUCUGGAUGUUCAACACCACCACCGCCGUUCGAUGACAUCUCCGAUUACAGUUCUAGUCUGGCUAAGCAUCAUUCUUCACCGGGAGCUGCUGCGGGCAGCAACAAGACGAUGGCCUCCACAUCGUAUGAGGAGGAUGUUGUGAGCAUUUCAGAGAUUCGAGUGCACAGUCACUUGGGCAUGGACAUCUCAUCGGGGAGCAGCCACUACGGGUCCAAGGGCGGCCUAGCGUGGAAUUCGGGCGAGGGAUCGACACCAACGUGGACCGAGGGCACUCCCAGCUACACCGAGUCCAGCUCCAGCGGCGAAUUGUGCCACAGUAGCAAUAGAUAAUUUAGCUAUGAUGAAUGGGGCGGAUGGUGUGGCAAUGCCAAAAUAUCCUUCGCAUGUGGGGGAUUGGUGGGUGUUUAGUCAAAAUCUCUACAAUACUAAAUCACAUUGAGGAGAGGAGGAAGCUCGUCUAUAUCGGGAAUGUCUUUGUUCUAACUAAAAAAAAAAUCUAAAUAAAAUGGAAAAUACGAAGAGAAUGGAAAACUUCAAAAGAAAAAAUAAUUAUAUUGAAGAAAAACAAGGACAACAAGGAGAAGGAUGGAAUGUCUGUGGAAAAAGAAAAGACGUAGAAGACAUUAUUACAUCCAGCUCUUUUUUCUUUCUUUUGUGAAAAACAAAUACAUAAAGCAAAAAAAUAGUAAAACAUUGUUGCUAUAGAGUAGUGGAUAAACAAAAAAAAAUUAAAUUAUUACAAAGUUGGUGGUUCAUCGUGAAUAGUUAGCUUCUUUGAAAAAACAAAGUACAUUAUUGAAGUGUAAAUUACUCCAUUGAAAAGAAAAUCUUAGCUAUAUUAUAAAAAUUGUAUGGAGAAGCAUUAAAAACAAAACAAACAAAAAAUAGCCAAUAUUUCUUUCCAAAAUGUGCAAAAAGGUUUUUUUCUGCACGGGGAAUGUAUAACCAAAAAAAAAAGAAGAAAUUCUCUUAAAUGUAAAAUGAUCAAAUUGUAUUAGUUACUCAAAUUUUUUUUCGACUAAAAUAUUUUUAUUUUAUAUUUAAAAAAAAAAGAUGGAAAAUAAGAAAAUUCUAAAACAAACACA